AUGUCGUCCACAGUCACCUUGACCAGAAGCUCCAUCGAGCUACAAGCCCGAAACGACCACGAAGCAACUUCCAACGAGCCUGGUUGGCAGGCAAGCACUCAGCCCACCGAUCCUGACAAUGUCUUCGAAGCGUCACGAAUAGCCGACGCAGCGGUACCCGAUGGAGGUUACGGCUGGGUCAUUGUCACUGCAUCUUCAGUGGUUUGCUUCUGGUUCGUUGGGACCACAUACAGCUGGGGCGUGAUACAGACCGCGCUGUUCAACCAAAAGGUCGCAUCCGCUUCCACUCUCGCUUUCGUUGGUUCCCUCGCUAUUGCUUGCAAUGCAGCCUUCGCUAUACCAAACGGUCGACUAACCCGAGCGAUCGGUGGGCUGUUUGUCUGUGCUGGGCUGAUGAUGGGCUACGGCGUAAGCUGCUGCUACAUGGUCGUUUCAGUCUUGACUGCUCAGUACUUCAGUCGCCGUCGAGGCCUCGCGAACGGUCUAGUGUUUGCUGGAGGAGGUGUUGGAGGUGCCAUCAUAAGUCUGUCCAUGAGCGCAAUCAUUCAGAGACUGGGGAUCGGGUGGACAUUCCGGCUCAUUGGCCUUCUGAUGCUGAUCACAGGCCUUCCAGUUGCCUGGCUGCUGAAAGAACGCGCUCCGAUCAGAACUGCCGACUUCAUUGACUUCUCACUUUUCAAGGACUUCAAAUUUCUCAUGGUGUUCUUCAUUGGAGCCGUGGCUACUUUCCCACUCUGCGUGCCGCCCUUCUUCCUACCACUCUACGCGCAAUCACUCGGAUACUCGCCCUACACGGGCGCUGCUAUGGUCGCAGGCUUCAAUGGAGCUUCCGCUAUAGGGCGUAUUGUGACCGGAUUCACGUCUGACAAAGUCGGGGCGCUCAAUUCACUCUUUGGGACGCUCUUGUUGAGCGCCUUGAGUAUGCUCUGCAUAUGGCCGGUCUCUUCAUCGCUUGGACCACUCAUCGUCUUCGUUGUGCUCAAUGGCAUGGGAAACGGCGGAUUCUUCUCACUUUGGCUCGGAAUCCCCCAGUCUCCCAACUCCCACAUCCCUCCGAAGUUCUGGUUCAGGCUGACCAAUACCGGCGGUGAACAGGUGAUGCCUACGGUUGCGGCGAAGCUAUUUGGCAGUGUGCGGGUCUCGGUGGCCAUGGGGACGAUUGUGAGCUCGUGGACAGGCGGCUACUUGAUGGGCGCUCCUAUUGCUGGCUAUAUAUUGGAUGCAUACGGUGGGGCCAAGUCAGCCGGUUUCAAAGCAUACCGGCCAGCGAUUUUCUAUGCUGGCUCGUUGGCAAUGGCAUCUGCGCUGCUGACGUUAUUCUUGCGCCUCAAGAUGUCGAAAAAUCCACUUAAGGCCCUCUGA
Molecule: messenger RNA, 1362 nt
Organism: Cyphellophora attinorum
Lineage: Eukaryota; Fungi; Ascomycota; Eurotiomycetes; Chaetothyriales; Cyphellophoraceae
Product: putative transporter MCH2
Exons: 7
Coding region: 1-1362 (453 amino acids)
Biological process (GO): transmembrane transport
Cellular component (GO): fungal-type vacuole membrane
Molecular function (GO): transmembrane transporter activity
Source: RefSeq, a predicted model, not a curated record